AUGGCUGUUAACGAUGAAAAGAAGCCUCACAGAGUUCACAAAACUGGAAAGAAAAUCAAAAAGAAAACUGCUCAAAAUAUUUCUGGAGAAAGAGGAAAUAAUUCAAAAGCGUUCAAAUUCCGUUCUGCUCUAAAAGCUCAAAAAUUGAUUCGAAAAGCAGCAGAUUUGAGCGAAAAAAAGAAGCACAUCCCCAUUGUUGAAAGACUUGUAGACACUCCUCCGCCUUUGUUUGUUGCGAUUGUUGGACCUCCAAAGGUCGGAAAAAGUUUACUGCUUCGCUGUCUUAUAAAAAAUUAUGUUAGGCAGUCAAUUACAGAAAUUAAAGGUCCAGUAACAAUCGUUACAAGCAAAAAACGUCGAGUAACAUUUUUUGAAGUUCCGAAUGAUAUAAAUGCUAUGGUUGAUGCUGCUAAAGUUGCAGAUUUGGUUUUAAUUCUAAUAGACGCCUCUUUUGGUUUUGAAAUAGAAGUAUUUGAAUUUACUAAUAUUUGUCAAGUACAUGGAAUGCCUAAAAUUAUGGGAGUGCUUACUCAUAUGGAUAAAGUUAAAAAGAAUCAAUUGAAAUCGGUCAAAAAGAAGUUGAAGCAGCGUUUUUGGACUGAACUUUAUCCGGGAGCAAAACUCUUUUAUCUUACUGGAAUGAAGCAUAACAAAUAUUUACGUCACGAAAUUAAAAAUCUUGGGAGAUUUAUUUCUGUUGCAAAACUUAGGCCAAUUUUAUGGAGAAAUGCUCAUCCUUAUUUGGCUUGUGAUAAAGUGGAAGAUUUAACUGAUCCUGAGUCAAUUAAUCAAGACCCUAAAAUUGCCCGCAAAGUUGGUUUUUAUGGAUACGUUCGAGGUGUUCACAUAAAGAACCAUUCAGCUGUUCAUAUUGCCGGCCUUGGUGAUGUUUUAAUUAACAAUAUUUCAAUACUUCCAGAUCCUUGUCCUUUACCCGAAAAUCAAAAGAAAAGAUCACUUAAUGAACGUGAACAGAUAAUUUACGCUCCCUUUUCUGGCCUUGGAGGUUUGGUAUUUGAUCAAAAUGAAUUUUAUAUUGAUGUUGGGGGUAGUCAUUCUUUUUUGAAGGGUCGGAAUGAAUUAGUAGAAGCAAUUGAUAAUGUUGCUGAACCAAUGGAUGUAAAAGUAGAGAAUGCAUCGUUACAAUUAUUGAGUGGUAAUCCUAACUUGGAGGUAAAUGAAAUUUUAUUUUAUGGUAAAUGA
Meloidogyne enterolobii is the source of this 1203-nucleotide messenger RNA. The record is from the annotation of a GenBank genome assembly. NCBI's taxonomy places the organism in Eukaryota, Metazoa, Nematoda, Chromadorea, Rhabditida, Meloidogynidae.